CAGUUUGAGCUCCUCACGUCACAUGUUGACUGCAACAUGGCUGCCACCAUAGAGUGUGGAGCUGGUUCAGAAAACAACAUGUCCUUACAGAAAGCUGUGUGUGCAGCGUCUCCCCUCUCUCUGAGAAUAGUUGCUGAAUGUCCAGUAACUAAAGCAAGAGCUUGUGACUUAAUACUGCCACACUGUGCGGUCAGUACCCCUGUUUUCAUGCCUGUCGGUACCCAGGGGACUCUGAAGGGAAUCACUGUGGAUCAGCUGGAGGGUCUGGGAUGUCAGAUUUGUCUUGGAAACACUUACCAUCUAGGAAUGAGACCGGGACCCGAGUUAAUCGAAAAAGCGAAUGGCUUGCAUGGGUUUAUGAACUGGAAGAGGAAUCUUUUAACUGACAGCGGGGGGUUUCAGAUGGUGUCCCUUGUUGAACUCUCAGAAGUCACUGAGGAAGGGGUCAAGUUUAAGUCCCCCUACGAUGGCAAAGAGAUCCUCCUAAGUCCUGAGAAAUCCAUCAGCAUACAGAACAGUCUAGGGUCUGACAUCAUGAUGCAGCUGGAUGAUGUGGUCAGUAGUACUGUGACAGGACCUCGGGUGGAGGAAGCUAUGCACAGAUCAAUUCGCUGGCUUGACCGCUGCAUAGCAGCCAAUAAAAAUCCAGACAAACAGAAUCUGUUUGCCAUCAUCCAGGGAGGACUAAAUGCAGAGCUGCGCAAAGCCUGUCUAGAUGAGAUGACUAAACGCGAUGUUCCUGGUUUUGCGAUCGGCGGCCUGAGUGGAGGAGAGGAGAAAGAUGACUUCUGGCGGAUGGUCACACUAAGCACUGACCACCUACCUCGUGAAAAGCCUCGCUACCUCAUGGGUGUGGGGUAUGCCGUGGACUUGGUGGUGUGUGUAGCUCUGGGAUGUGAUAUGUUUGACUGCGUAUUUCCUACCCGCACUGCAAGGUUUGGCUCUGCCUUGGUGCCUUGGGGAUCCCUCCAGGUAAAACAAAAGCAGUAUGCAAAGGACUUGGGGCCAAUAGACCCAGACUGCCAGUGUCCCACCUGCAAGAGACACAGUCGGGCUUACCUUCAUGCUCUUUUUAAGAGUGACACCGCAGCCAUGCAUCACAUCACCAUCCACAACAUCGCCUACCAGCUCAACCUGAUGCGCUCUGUGAGACAGAGCAUUGUGGAGGGUCGUUUCCCUGACUUUAUACGGGCUUUCAUGAAGCGGAUGUUUCCCUCUCGGGACCAGUACCCCGGCUGGGCUGUGGAUGCUCUCGCCUCCGUCAACAUUACUUUGGAAUAGAGCCAGGAAGGCAAAUGUCUGCUCUAAAUGGAGAUCAUGUCACAGACUGGAAGAUUUUAAAUAUUU
This is a messenger RNA of Labrus mixtus (cuckoo wrasse), 1347 nucleotides long. RefSeq names its product queuine tRNA-ribosyltransferase 1 (gene qtrt1). Lineage: Eukaryota; Metazoa; Chordata; Actinopteri; Labriformes; Labridae. Gene Ontology annotation, molecular function: tRNA-guanosine(34) queuine transglycosylase activity. The record is from RefSeq and is a predicted model, not a curated record. Bases 37 to 1281 code for a protein of 414 amino acids. Gene Ontology annotation, cellular component: cytosol. The transcript has 9 exons.